Molecule: messenger RNA, 2795 nt
Organism: Clupea harengus (Atlantic herring)
Lineage: Eukaryota; Metazoa; Chordata; Actinopteri; Clupeiformes; Clupeidae
Product: hydroperoxide isomerase ALOXE3
Biological process (GO): lipid oxidation
Molecular function (GO): protein binding; oxidoreductase activity, acting on single donors with incorporation of molecular oxygen, incorporation of two atoms of oxygen; iron ion binding
Source: RefSeq, a predicted model, not a curated record
UAAACCUGUGUGAGCAAACACUUCCACUUUGCCUUGACAUCUACAGUGACAGCAUCGGCUACUCAGACAACAACCCAUUCAGAGGCUGACAAUGGCAACCUACCAUGCGGAAGUGACCACAGGAUCCAUGAUCUAUGCAGGCACAACAGGCCAUGUCUUUAUCACCCUCAUUGGCACAGAGGGGGAGAGUGAGAGAAUCAGACUGAACAACUUUGGGCGAUUUACUACCGAAACCACUUGGACCUUUACGGUGUCUACCCCCUUCACACUCGGGAGCCUACUCCUCGUCAAACUGGAGAAGAAGCAGUAUCUUCCUUGCGAGAAUGAAUGGUUCUGCUCCAAAGUUCAUGUGACAACACCUGGAAAUGAUGUAGUCCAUUUCCCAUGUUACAGUUGGCUGUCUAAUGGGGAGGAGAUUGAGCUGAGAGCUGGGAAAGCCAAAAAAGCCUUUGAGGAAGAGCACCCUUUACUAAUCAGCCACAGGAAGAAGGAACUGGAGAGGCUUAAGCAGCUCUACCAAUGGAAGCCAUUUAUGGAGGGUCUCCCAGACAUUAUUAAUGCAGAGGAUGCUCUUGACCUUCCAGCGGAGAUCAGAUUCUCCUUCACCAAAAGUUCAGAGAUUCUCUUCACAAGAACGGAAAUUCUGGCUACACUCAGUCUGAAGGGGCUGAUCAAAGACACCAGUCAGUGGGAUAGGCUGGGGGACAUCAAAAAAGCGUUCAGACGCCACAAGACUCCCAUUUCAGAGUACAUACAAGAUCACUGGAUGGAGGAUGAUUUUUUUGGCUACCAGCUCCUGAAUGGCUACAACCCCAUGGCCAUCCAACGUUGCAACCAGCUGCCUUGCAAAUUCGCUGUGACUGAUGAGAUGGUGAAGCCUUUCCUGGAGAGAGGGAGCUCCCUCACCACUGAGAUGCAGAAGGGCAACAUUUUUCUGUGUGACUUCAGGCGAAUUGCAGGAUUGCCUGCGCCAAUCAUCAAUGGCAAGCAGCAGUACAUUGCUGCUCCACUCUGCUUGCUCUAUAAGAACCCAGAGGACAAACUGCUGCCCAUCGCUAUUCAGCUAAACCAGGAGCCUUCACAGGACAACCCAGUCUUCCUGCCCAGCGACUCUGAGUAUGACUGGCUGCUGGCCAAAACGUAUCUGAGGAAUGCAGACUUCCAUGAGCAUCAGACCAAUUCUCACUAUUUGCGCACACAUGGACUGUCCGAGGCUUUCAUUGUGUCCACACUGAGAAAUCUGCCCAGGCCACAUCCCAUGUACAAGUUGCUGAUCCCACACACCCGAUACACUCUACAAAUCAACACCACAGGUCGGGUCAAACUCUUUGGACCUGAAGGCAUAUACACUAAGGCCACUAACCUUGGAGGCCAGGGCCAGUUUGAUAUCAUGAAGAGGUGGUUCUCUGAGGUGACCUACAGCUCCCUCUGCCUGCCGGAGGACAUCCGUGCACGAGGCCUGGAGUCCAUUCCCAACUUCUACUACAGAGAUGAUGGCCUCAAACUCUGGGAGAUCCUCAACAGGUAUGUGCGCAGCAUGGUGGAGCUCUACUACCCCUCUGACCUACAGGUCCAACAGGAUUCGGAGCUCCAAAACUGGAUUAAGGACAUCUUCAUCCAUGGGUUUCUUGGACAAGCAAGAACAGGAAUUCCAGAUCAUUUCUGUGCGGUUGAAGAAGUUACCAAGUUUAUCACCAUGGUGAUCUUCGACAUGUCAGCUCAGCACUCUGCCGUCAACGGAGGACAGUUUGACUAUGGUGGCUGGCUCCCCAACUCCCCCAACUCAAUGCAGAGGCCAGCCCCCACCACUAAGGGGCACUCUACAGAGCGGACCCUCCUGGAGACACUGCCUGACAUCAGUACCUCUGUCAAUGGUGCCGUCUUCCGGUGGUUGCUCAGCAGUAGAUCAACUGACUUUAUUCCACUUGGCUGUUUCCCUGAUGAGCACUUCUGUGAGGACGCCCCCCUGAGGAUCAUAAAACAACUGCAGUCAGAGUUGGCCCUUCUGACUCAGCAGAUCAGAGAGAGAAACAAAUCUCUUGCUGUACCGUAUCUCUACCUCUGUCCAACAGAGAUGGAAAACAGUGCAAGCAUGUAAGAGAAAGUCCACAGCAUCUUUCAGCCCCUUGAAGAGCCUUCCUGGCUAAAGGGUGAAUAAUAUUUAAAUUUGAGUGCCUAAGGUUUGUGGAGAUAUAAACUCCUUCUUUUGUUCUUCAGUCCUUGAGCAGUAUGAGUUAAGUAAAGUAAAGUAUUCUCCAUACCUUUUUGACUCUUCUGAUCAGUACGAAACUGUUAAUGAUUGAUAUGACAAUAGCAAUUAUAAAUUGUGAAUCUAAAAGAAUGUAAUACAAUAAUGUUAUGAACUAUUGGACUAUAUCACAAUUAUGUUUAUUAUAUGUAUUGUGUUUAUUAUGUUCAUUGUUGGUAAUGACAAAGUAGAGGAACAACACACUGAUUUUUUUGCAGAAAUAUUUGACAUUUUGGAAACAUUUCUUUCAUUUGGUCUAUGUAUUGUAUCUGAAAAGAACUGAACUAAGGCAUGCUUCCACCUGGAAACUUUAGUGUCAGAGAUGUUUUGAGGAAUGCCCUUGUAAAAAAAAAAAUGUUGGAUGUCUUAAAAUAUAAAAAGCUGUAGGUUACCUGAUAAAGUACAGCCUACUUAACCAGGCCUCGGGUAAAUGACUCUCUGUGUAUGAGUGUGUGCACACGUGUGCGCAUGGUACUGUUUGGUGUGGCUUGAUUUGCUGGAUGGGAGCAUAAUUAAAAUAAAACUGCAUUCAUGCAGUAUGACUGUG